AUGGCACCCCCGAAGAAAUGGAUAGUGAACGCGUUCGUGGAGAUGUGUAGUGGCCAUCAGUCUCCUGGACUAUGGAGGCAUCCAGAAGAUCACUCGCACGAGUUCGGCGACGUGGAGCAUUGGGUCGAACUUGCAAAGCUCCUGGAAGAGGCCAAGUUCCACGGAAUCUUCAUUGCCGAUGUUCUCGGUGGCUAUGAUGUUUACAACGGCAACCUCGAUGCCGCGAAGAUCUCUGGCGCGCAAUGGCCCGUCAACGAACCGCUCAGUGUUGUAAGCGCAAUGGCAGCAGCGACAAAGAGCAUUGGUUUUGGCGUAACAGUGUCGACCACGUACGAGCAGCCUUACCACUUGGCUCGCCGGCUAUCAACCGUUGAUCAUCUAUCGAAGGGCCGAUUGGGAUGGAACAUUGUUACCAGUUACCUCGACUCCGCUGCCCGUAACAUGGGCUUCAAGGAGCAGGUGGCACACGAAGAAAGAUAUGCUCAAGCUGAAGAGUACGUGAGAGUGAUGUACAAGCUGUUCGAGUCGUCAUGGCGUGACGAUGCGGUUGUGCUUGACCGCGAGAAGGGGGUGUACACAGUUCCAGAGCGGGUCCGCGAGAUCAACCACAAGGGCAAAUACUUCACAGUCCCUGGACCUCAUAUCUGUCAGCCAAGCCCGCAGCGCACCCCGCUGCUUCUUCAAGCUGGAACCUCCAAGGCUGGUAAGAAAUUCGCUGCCGAAAGCGCGGAAGCUAUAUUUGUCAGUGCCUUCAGCCCCUCGGUGCCCGCGAAAAGUAUUGCAGAGAUUAGGGAGUUAGCAGCAUCGCAACACGGUAGAGACAGAAACAACAUCAAGGUCCUGGCGCUUGUGACUCCAAUUAUCGGGCGGACCGAAGAAGAGGCCCAAACCAAACUGGCUGAUUACCGCAAGUAUGCCUCGCUCGAUGGUGCACUGGCUCUUUUCUGCGGGUGGACAGGUAUCGAUCUUGGCAAGUAUGGCGACGAUGAAGAGCUUCGACAGGUUGAGAGCAACGCCGUGAGAUCGACUGUGGAGGCAUAUGCGAAGUUCUCUCCCGGAACAUCGAAGUGGACAAAGCAUACCGUUGCUGAGCACGUGAGCAUUGGUGGAAAUGGUCCCAUCAUCGUGGGGACACCGGCUCAGGUGGUAGACGGACUGCAGACCUGGGUUGACGAGGCUGAUGUUGACGGAUUCAAUUUCGCUUACGCCUUGUUCCCGCAAUCGUUCAAAGAUAUCAUUGAGCUUUUACUGCCGGAAUUGAGAGCGAGGGGUUUGUUCUGGGAUGAUUACGCUGUUCCGGGAGGCACGUACCGAGAGAACUUCUAUGGAAAGCCAGGGCAGAAGGGCCCACUGGACGAGCAUGUCGCGUCGAAGUACCGCUGGAAGGCUGGAGUCGAUGCCAAAGACCACGCAAUCCCCGAAUGA
Messenger RNA from Ascochyta rabiei, 1425 nucleotides. RefSeq names its product Alkanesulfonate monooxygenase. The record is from RefSeq and is a predicted model, not a curated record. The transcript is spliced from 7 exons. The coding region runs from base 1 to 1425 and encodes 474 amino acids. Gene Ontology annotation, molecular function: oxidoreductase activity, acting on paired donors, with incorporation or reduction of molecular oxygen; monooxygenase activity. Lineage: Eukaryota; Fungi; Ascomycota; Dothideomycetes; Pleosporales; Didymellaceae.